CUGUGGAGGGGCCUUGAGAUAAGGCAGCAGACACAACAAUGUGGUGUGGGCUGGAGGGACCCCCCUCCCAGCCCUUUUAAGCAGCAGGGCCCCCUCGGCCAGCACCGCUUGCCAUGGAGAGAACCACGGUGCUGAUCACGGGCUGCUCCUCGGGCAUUGGGCUGGGACUGGCCGCACGCCUGGCGGCCGACAGCGCUCGCCGCUUCAAAGUUUAUGCCACCAUGCGUGACCUGGCCAAGGGUGAGCGGCUGCUGGAGCACUUGGGCAGCCACUGCCCUGACACGCUGGAGGUCCUACAGCUCGAUGUCACCGACCCACACUCACUGGCAGCCGCCGUGCAGCGGGUGCAGGAGCAGCACCUGGACGUGCUGGUCUGCAACGCGGGGGUGGGACUGAUGGGACCUCUGGAGACCUGCUCCGAUCAGGCCAUGAAAACCCUCUUCGAUGUGAACUUCUUUGGGGCCGUCCGCACCAUCCAGGCAUUCCUGCCUGCCAUGAAGCGUCGCAGGGCCGGGCGGAUCAUUGUUUCCAGCAGCAUCGGCGGGCUGCAAGGUGGGACACCCGGCACCCUGGGGCGUGGGGAGCCGCGGGGAAGAGCCCCGGUGCUCAGGGUGCGGCUCUACCCAGGGCUACCCUUCAAUGCCGUGUACUGCGCCAGCAAGUUUGCGGUGGAGGGGCUGUGCGAGAGCCUGGCCAUCGUCCUGCGCCCCUUCAACAUCCACGUGACACUGGUGGAGUGCGGGCCCGUCCACACCAGCUUCCUGGCCAACCUACAGUGCCCGGACCCCGAGGGCAGCGAGCUGGAGGGCCUGGACGCCGAGACGCGGGGGCUGUACCGCCGAUACCUGCGGCACUGCCAAAGCCUCUUCCGCGACACGGCCCAGGAGGUGGAAGACGUCCUGCCGGGGCUCCCUGAGCUGGCUCUCCAUGAGAUCCAGUUGAUGAAGGACCCUGACCACCAACAGAACGAGGAGGAGAAGAUCAGCUCCUCCAGCCUCCGGCAGAGGCUGCUGGGGACGCUGCUGCAGCCCCCACGGCGAGACCCGGCCUUGCCAUCACGCCCGUAUGUGAUUGGGCUCACUGGGGGCACUGGGAGUGGGAAAACCUCCAUCGCCAAACUCCUGGGGCACCUGGGCGCCUUUGUCAUCGAUGCUGACAAGCUGGGCCACGCCGUCUAUGUCCCUGGUGGCCCAGCCUACGAGCAAGUAGUGGCAGCCUUUGGGGCAGAGAUCUUGAAUGAAGAUGGGACGAUUAACAGGAAAGUCCUUGGGGCCAAAGUGUUUGGAAACCAGGAGCGGCUGAAGAGCCUGACAGACAUUGUGUGGCCUGAGAUAGCCCGGAUGGCGAGGGAGCAGAUCCGGGAGGCCGACUCUCAAGGGAAGGCCGUGUGUGUGCUGGAUGCUGCUGUGCUGCUGGAGGCCGGGUGGCAGGACAUGGUCCACGAGGUGUGGACGGCCAUCAUCCCAGAGGAGGAGGCCGUGAGGCGCAUCGUGGCCAGGGAUGGGCUGAGCGAGGAGGCCGCUCGCUGCCGGCUGCAGAGCCAGAUGACCAACAGGCAGCGGGUGGAGUGGGCACAGGUGGUGCUCUGCACCCUCUGGGAGCCAGAUGUCACCCGGCAGCAGGUGAGCCUGGGGCUGCCACAGCACUGGAGCUGGGUGUGGGCCCAGCCCCACAGGGUGAACUCCACGUGCUGUGGCUCUGCUUCCCCCCAGAAAGGCUACGAUGACCUGCAGGCCAUCGUCCCCACCUGCGAGCAGCAGGAUUUCUCUAUCGGCUCCCAGAAGCUGAGCAAGGCCAUUGUCCUCCAGAAAACCAUUGACUACAUCCAGUUCCUGCACAAGGAAAAGAAGAAGCAGGAGGAGGAAGUUUCUACCCUCAGGAAAGAUGUGAUGGCCUUGAAGAUCAUGAAAGUGAACUAUGAGCAGAUUGUGAAAGCUCAUCAAGACAACCCAAACGAAGGGAAGGACCAGGUCUCUGAUGAAGUGAAAUUCAAUGUUUUCCAAGGCAUCAUGGAUUCCCUGUUCCAGUCCUUCAAUGCCUCCAUCUCUGUAACAAGUUUCCAGGAGCUCUCAGCGUGUGUGUUCAGCUGGAUCGAGGAGCACUGCAAGCCCCAGACACUGCGGGACGUUGUCAUCGGGGUUCUGCACCAGGUGAAGAGUCAGCUCUACUGAGCCUCCUCCGCUGCCUCUGUGCCCGUGGGGACAGGGCACCUCCUGCCUACGGGCCUGGGGGACAGGCACCCUCCUGGGCCCUCUCCCUCGUGGCUGUUUUUGAGCUUUUCUGAAUUAUUUAUUGUAUUCCCUCCGAAGCCCAACGGUGGCCGUGCAGACACAGCUGCUCUGCUCGGUGUUACCGAGUCUUGGUAGGGACUGGGCAAGAGGGGAGGCAAAGGGAAUGUGGAGCAGAGGAGUGAGGGCAGAGUCUGUGGCUCAGGCAGUGCUGUGAGGUUGCCUGUGCCACCGACUCUCCCUGCAGAGCUGACCCCGGAGCAGCUCUGCUCUGUGCCCUCAGGCCUCUGACAGCCCCGCUGACCCCGGCUGGGGAAAUGUGAUGAAUGUGUGCUAAAAAUGAUGGGUUUCUGGUGAAACAGUAGGAAUAGA
Molecule: messenger RNA, 2600 nt
Organism: Manacus vitellinus (golden-collared manakin)
Lineage: Eukaryota; Metazoa; Chordata; Aves; Passeriformes; Pipridae
Biological process (GO): coenzyme A biosynthetic process
Molecular function (GO): dephospho-CoA kinase activity; ATP binding; oxidoreductase activity
Source: RefSeq, a predicted model, not a curated record